UCGCCAUGGCAACGCGCGGGGGCGGGCCGGGGCCCAGGGGCCGGGCUGAGGCGGCGGCGGGGAGGGAUGGAGGCGGCCGGCACCGGGACCGCUCCGGGGGGCUGCGCCUCGGCCCGGGAGGCGGCGGAGGCCCCGGGGUCCCCGGCUCUGCCCUCCCGGAGAGAGGAGGUGGAGGAGGAGCGGGAGGCAGCGGGGCCGUGCCGCGGGCGGGCCUCGGGCCGGCGCGGAGCUGAGGCGGGCGGGGGCCGAGGCCGAGGCGGGCGGCGGCCGCCCCGCGUCACGGUGGACAGCUCCAAGGCCAAAACGUCGCUGGAGGCGCUGAAGAUCAGCCUGAGGCAGCUGCGCUGGAGGGAGUUUCCUUUUGGCAGACGCUUGCCAUGCGAUAUCUAUUGGCAUGGGGUGUCAUUUCAUGAUAAUGAUAUAUUCUCAGGUCAAGUCAACAAGUUUCCAGGCAUGACAGAGAUGGUACGUAAAAUUACACUGAGUCGGGCAGUGAGAACAAUGCAAGAUCUGUUUCCUGUAGAAUAUAACUUCUACCCUCGAUCCUGGAUUCUGCCAGAAGAAUUUCCCCUCUUUGUGGAUGAGGUUCAGAUGAUGAAAGAGAGCGAUCCGUCCUGGAAGCCCACUUUUAUUGUAAAACCUGACGGAGGGUGCCAGGGGGAUGGAAUAUACCUUGUUAAAGACCCAAGUGAUGUCAGACUGACGGGAAGCCUCCAGAACCGGCCAGCUGUGGUCCAGGAAUAUAUUUGCAAACCCCUGCUUGUUGACAAACUGAAAUUUGAUAUUCGUCUUUAUGUCCUACUGAAAUCUUUAGAACCCUUAGAGAUUUAUGUAGCCAAAGAUGGACUUUCUAGAUUUUGUACAGAGCCCUAUCAAGAGCCCACUGUAAAAAAUUUGCACCAGGUUUUUAUGCACUUAACCAACUAUUCACUAAAUAUCCAUAGUGGGAACUUCAUCCAUUCUGACAAUGCAAACACUGGCAGCAAGAGGACUUUUUCAAGCAUUCUGUGCAGACUGUCUUCCAGAGGAGCUGAUGUCAAAAAGGUUUGGUCAGAUAUAAUUUCACUGGUGAUUAAAACAAUUAUUGCACUGACUCCAGAACUGAAAGUUUACUAUCAGUCCGACAUACCGGUGGGAAAGCCUGGGCCAACUUGCUUCCAGAUCUUAGGCUUUGACAUUCUACUGAUGAAAAACUUGAAGCCCAUGUUACUAGAAGUAAACGCAAAUCCCAGCAUGAGAAUAGAACAUGAGCAAGAGCUCUCUCCUGGGGUAUUUGAAAAUGUCCCAAGCCCUGUUGAUGAAGAAGUGAAAGUAGCUGUUAUCAGAGACACUCUUCGUCUAGUGGACCCUCAGAAAAAGAAGAGAAAAGAUAUCCAAUCUCAGACUUCAGAGCAUGUGUCAGAAACAAAAGAUGAGCUACUGGAUGCAGGACCAGCAGACGGACUGGAAUAUGAUACCAGCAAAACUACGGAGGCAGGCCUGCCUUCCCUUUGUCUCAAGCAGGUGUUUCCAAAGUAUGCUAAGCAGUUCAAUUAUCUGCGACUUGUGGACAAAGUGGCUGCGUUGUUUAUCCGAUUUCUUGGUGUAAAAGGGACGACAAAGUUGGGGCCAACAGGUUUCCGAACAUUUAUAAGAAACUGCAAACUGAGUAACAGCAAUUUUUCAAUGGCUUCGGUAGAUAUCUUAUACAUUGAUAUCACGAGAAGGUGGAACAGCAUGGGAAUCGAUCACAGAGAAUCAGGAAUGUGUUUGCAAGCCUUUGUUGAAGCUUUCUUCUACCUGGCUCAGAAAAAAUACAAGUCGCUUCCUCUUCACGAGCAAGUGGCAUCACUGAUUGACUUCUGUGAGUAUCACCUGGCUGCCCUGGAUGAAAAGCGCCUGGUGUGUGGACGAGGGAUUCUGGAGCGCCGAAGUGCAGUAGCUACUUCUCAGACUGAAGGACUUCAACUUACAGCAGCUGCACAUACACCCCUCCUAAAGCACAGAGCCACAGCUAGUAAAUUUGCAGAUUAUAGAAAUCAUCGCUAUAGCAGUGCUAUUUCACCAGGGUGGAGCAGGGAGAGACUGAGGGAACUGAGAAUUAAUCUCCAGGAUGUUUUGUCAAGAAUGCUGGACUAUACCACUGGAGCUCUUUUGGAGGAGUUCUACAGAGUAGUCUUAUUUUUCAAGAAAUGAACUGUGAGUUCCAUAAUCACACUCUUCUUGGGGGUGGGGGGGGGAGCAGGGACAUGAGACUGGUUGUAAAGAACACGAAUAACUUGGAACUUCAGGGCUGCUCAGCCAAUUUUUUUUUUAUUGCCUCAUAUUUUAUUACCAUAAUGUAUUUCUACAUAGCUUGAUUUUUCUCCUCUGUUCUGUUCUUUACUGUUAAUAAUCUACUUGUGUUCUAGUGUUUAUCACACUGUCAAAAACUCAAAGUUGUAAGAUGGCACAAUGCCUGGGCAGUUAGGCUUGGAUUUGAGAAAAUUACCUGAUCUUGAUGUCUAAAUGUUCCAGUGGCUGGCAUACCAGAAAUGUUACCCGGAAUACAUGAAGUGUGUUGUCAAUACAGAGAAAGUCCAUGCAUUUAAUGUCAUAGACUAAAUGCACACACAAUAUUGAGUGACUUUUUGCUCUACGAAAAGUUCAGUAUUUACUUUCUUGAUUUUUAGGUUUAAGCAGCAUGCAUUUUUCCCAAGUGGCAAUCGGUAGCAUGGCAAUACAGUGCAGAAGUCCACACAUUUAAUGUCACGGACUAAAUGCACACACAAUAUUGAGUGACUUUUUGCUCUAGGAAAAGUUUAGAAUUUACUUUCUUGAGUUUUAGGUUUAAGCAGCAUGUGUUUUUCCCAAGUAGCAUGGCAAUACAAUGCAGAAGACAAGCUGCGCAUGCAAGAAACUAAUACCUAGCAUGUGCUAAUAACAGAUGUGGGAGUAGUUUCUUCUCUUCUUCCUCUGUAACAGAAAUAAGAGUAAUAGUAGACGAUAGUUGUUUUUUUUUCAGUGGCUAGACAGUUUGAAACUUUGUGUUGUACAUAAGAGGGUGAUUGUAGACUAAUGCCACUGCCCUCUGCCUUGUUUAAGUUUCAUAAAGAUUAUUGCAGUAUGAAGAUAAAAUGCCAAACUCCAAGGUCUGGCAGCUGUCAGAACAAAUGAAGCUGAAAGGGUCAUUUUUUUUUCACACUUUCAUUGUAAUAUAUUUGAAGGCAUUCACAAGUUGAAAAAUGGUUACUUCUCAUUUUGUGACAUCUGACAUUUGUCUUGCAAUUGGCAGUGUGUUACUAGAAAAUAGCUUACAGUUGCUCUCAUCUUGUGAUUGAUGUCCUGUAAAGACAGAGUUAUAGAAGACUAAGAUUUGAAAUGGUAUAAAUGCGAAUACCUUUCUUUGGAGCUUUCUACUAGUACAAUCUAUGCCCUAAAAUAUUGUGGAAUUUUUUUUUUUUUUUUGCUAUUAUAUAAGUUACCCUGAUACCAGUGAAUUAAAAUAAUUAUCGUAUAUAAUGAACACUAGCAAGAUCUCGAUUUUGAGAUCUUAUAUUCUCUGGAUCUAAUACUGAUUUUCAUAACCUGUGCAUACACAGGUUGAUGCAGUAUACCCUAUUUAUUUCCAGUUUCAAGUGUGAAGGGUCCUUUUGUAGAAUAGAUAAAAUAUUCAAUUAUCUGCCUCUAGUAACCCAGUGUUAAUGUAUUUAUAUAAUUGGAAAAUUGAAUGCCGUAUUAUUCUCAGGGGUGGGAGGUGGGGGGUCUUGCAGUAAAAUAGGAAUGUACUUCAGAGACCUCACAACAGUCACACUUCCCUUCCCUUCCAUCUAAUGCAAUUUCCUCGCAAUAUUACUCAGCAUCCAAAGCAAUUUCACAUAGCUUUUAAGUUAGCAGUCUGUGCAAACACAAGAAAAUGACCAGAGAUGCAGAAUUCAGAAUAUGAAUGCUAAUGCACUGAUAAUCUGUUAAUCCUGAGAUAGCUUUCUAGCAGAAGAAGCAAUAAUGAAAGGUAUGCAAGUGUUGUUUUUUAAUAGUAGUUUUCUAUAUAUUAUUUUCAGAGAAUAAUGAGCUCACAAAUGGAAUACUGAAUGCUGUAUAUAAACAUUGCAUACCAGUGAAAUUUUUCUUGUUAUCAGACACAUUGGGUCUGGUAUUUUCACUGGAUAUAAAUCAAAGUAAACCACCUAAACCAUCUAAAGCAGAUUUGAGGCAAGUGUGUCCAGAAUUUCAGUCCAGUCAUUCCCCUUCCCUGCAGGCUUGGAUCUAGCCCAAAUACACCUUAAUUCACUAGGUGACUCCUUGCUCAAUGUAGAUGAGUUUUUACUCUGCAUGGAGCUGUUGUAGUCCCAAGUUGCUUGAAAUUUUUCUUCUGCCUAAACUUGAUUUGGCUCUUGAAACUGAAUCGCUCUCUCUGCCUGAAUCACUUUCCUUGCCGUGCAGUCCUAGCUGCUUUCUUUCAAAACACAGUUGGAAAGGGAGAUGUUGAGCUGUUUAUAAUGUCAAUGCUUGCUCAGGUGUGAGACCCAAGUCCACCUGCUUCAGAGUUUGUCUUCUCAGCUGGAGCUCUCCUCCCCUUGCUCUGCAGGUGACUCCCUUUUAUCUGCUCUAUGCCUCUGGUUGCAUUAAUCUUGUGUUCAGCCUACCAGGAGGUGGUCAAAGCACCCUUCUAAGAGAUAGAGGAUGCAGUUUGGAAACCCACAUGAUGACGAGCGAUCUUCUCCUCUCCCAUCUGAGCCUAGCCAUGCAUGGUUCAUUUGAAACAGGGUAGGUGCCUGCCCUCAUACUGAGUGCACCGGUCAGAAGGGGCUGGAGCCUCUGCAGAGAUUUUGGGGGUGUGAAAAGGACACUGCUCCACACUGUGGGAUAUGGGAGUUCUCAGGGCAGGGUCACACUGAGGCUGUAGGUAGAGACUUAGGAGGAGCAGCUGCCAGCUGGAUCCUGCGUGGUCGGUGCCUUGACUGCUGCUCCUACCUGCUAUGGUGUGAGCUAUAAAUUAUUUGCAACAUACCCUUCAUAGGGAUGUGAAGCUGUGCCCUGACCAACUUUGUGCUUGCCUGCACUCGUAGCCUCUUAGGCUUUAGAGAGGGAAAGAGCUGAAUGACAUCUCUGUUUAAUGUUGCCAACCGAGUGACUUCUCAUUCCGUGCUGACUUUUUUGUGCAGCGAUUCCCUUGCACAUGAUUGUUCCCGUGUGCGAAACAGGAGCCUCAACACCUGCCACCAUGCGGACUUCAGCGCCGGGCUGGCAUUGCUAAUCAGUCAUUAUGACAGCUCUCCGUUCCUCGCCAGCCCCGUGUCUGACCUUAUUCUGAUUUCUGUCUGAUGGACAGUGACAAUCUGCUUCUAAAUAUUACCUAGUUCCCUCUAAUUUGUUUCCUUUUCCAUCAUGCUUUGCUGUGUUUCCUCCUAAUUCCAAAAUUCUGUUUUUCAACUUGCCUAAUAAAGUGAUAUGGUCAAUUUGGCUGAA
Molecule: messenger RNA, 5427 nt
Organism: Anas platyrhynchos (mallard)
Lineage: Eukaryota; Metazoa; Chordata; Aves; Anseriformes; Anatidae
Source: RefSeq, a predicted model, not a curated record